AGUGCCCCAGGACAGCGAGGGAGGCUCACGGAGCGCUCGCAUGGCUUGGGUUGGGUUCUUGCGGGCAGCCCUGCACCCCCCGCCGGCGCCCGGCCUCUGCUGGACGAGCCUGGGGCUCCGGUGCUACGCCAAGAAAGCCGUGACGAAGGUUAAAGGAAAAGGUGUGUCAAAGGAGGAUCUCAAAGGUCCCGAGGUGUGCAAGGAUCCGGCGUUGCUCACCACCCAUGCCAUGGGCACCAACAUCUAUAAGCAAGGUCCUGAGGUGGCACUAAAGCCAGACUCAGAAUAUCCUGAAUGGCUUUUCCAGAUGCAUCUUGGCCCCCCUAAGAAGCUGGAAGAUUUAGACCCAGAGACCAUGGAAUAUUGGCGUUUCCUCCGGAAGGCAAAUAUCAAGCAGCGGAACCAGCUAGGCAAAGCCCGAGGAUUUUGAUGUGGGUAGCUGGGAGACGGAAACCAAAUCUUUCCCAGACAUGUGGAACUGGCUGCUUUGUGCAAACCUUGGACUGACCUUUUGCUUUCAAAGGGGAGAUUUUCUUUGGUAAACAUCCCAAUAAAUAGCUCUCAGCUCUU
This is a messenger RNA of Eublepharis macularius, 570 nucleotides long. It is a transcript of the gene MRPL54, whose product is annotated as mitochondrial ribosomal protein L54. Lineage: Eukaryota; Metazoa; Chordata; Lepidosauria; Squamata; Eublepharidae. The transcript is spliced from 3 exons. Gene Ontology annotation, cellular component: mitochondrial large ribosomal subunit. The record is from RefSeq and is a predicted model, not a curated record. The coding region runs from base 41 to 430 and encodes 129 amino acids. Gene Ontology annotation, molecular function: structural constituent of ribosome.